Molecule: messenger RNA, 1998 nt
Organism: Colletotrichum godetiae
Lineage: Eukaryota; Fungi; Ascomycota; Sordariomycetes; Glomerellales; Glomerellaceae
Exons: 9
Coding region: 1-1998 (665 amino acids)
Source: RefSeq, a predicted model, not a curated record
AUGGCUCGUCCUUUUCCGUUUACUGCGGCCUUGUUCCUUUUUUUUUUUCUCUUCCUCCGAGCUCCCGGCGUCUGCCUGUCAACCUCUUUGAUUUUCUGCCCUGGCUCUCGAACUCUGGACUUUUCCGCAUGGGGCAAAGUCUCCAUCUGCCACGUUACUUCAGCACUUCCCUCUUUUAAAAGCAAGGCUGCACACACCAGCGACGACCAAAAAGAUGAGACGAGGAGGGACUCAUCGCACCGCUGUCGCUCAAUGCCCAUCCCGACCUCCCGACAGGAUGACCACUUCUUGUCCAUGCUGACCCAAGCUCUAACACGACGCGCGAUAUGUGGUAGACUGCUCUGCGUUCUCCUGAAGCUCUACGACCUAGAGCCUACCUCACUAAGCCUCUCUUCCGUCUUUUCAUUUUUCCAGCCGUGGUUUCAUAGCAUGGGCCGCAUGGCAGCGGUUGUGAGCUGGCACCUAGCAGUGCCUAAUUUUAGUGACCGACGAUUCACUCGGGGCUGCGCAUCUUCUGUCUUCCGCCUUCAACGCUGCCAGGCUGCCAGGCUGCCUCAUUUUCCUCGCCGCGACGGGCGACGGGAGUGGGACACCACGGACAGUGCGAGCAUGGGUGCAAUGGAAAAAGAGCAAGAAAAAGAAGAGGCGGUGACGGCUGUUCUGCUUUGCCCAGUGCCGCCAACUGCUCUGCUAGCCUCCCUCGGCUGUUGGCUUUGGAACGGUGAGGGGCAAAAGAAGGCCGGCUAUGGUACUCUCAUUUCAAACGACCGGGUGGAAUUCCGUAUCACUGUUUCCAAGUUCCAUGGGCCAUGGCAAGAUCACCAGCUCCAAGCUUACUGCUGCCGGUACGGAAUACCUACGGAUACUGUUGCUACUGGUCCCGAUGCGGACCGACGGUUUGCGCUGGUUGGCAGCUCGCCAGGGGAGGGGCUCAGAGCUCACACUGUCGAUCGGUUGGGCUGGACUAUUGGUGCGGGCUGGGAUACCCCCCUGCAACUGCGACGCGACUGCUCCCACCCUCCUCGAGCAACGCGAGCGGGGAACUUUGGAAUGGCACUCAUGAACCAAGGAAGCUCAGAAGACGAGGAUGGUAAUUACACCAAGUCCCAGCUCUAUAGUUUUCGUGCAGAGGACUUCAUCCAGUAUUCAAGGCUUUGGCAUCGGCAAAAGCCUCAUACGCGGUUGAGUCCGUGUUUUCGUACCGCAUCCAGUGCGAGGUCUCCGUCCCGAGUGACUCGGAGUCACGAAACCUGCAUCCGGCCGCUCGGAGAUAGCUACUUACAGAACUCUGACUGCAGCAAGGACAUGCAGCUUGAGUAUCAAAGGCUUGGUGUCUCACGGGCUGACAGUCGCAGUGGGGUUGCCCGGGUGCAUCGGUCGUUGCACUCGCUCGAGCAGCAGCAGGAAGCACAGCAUGCUAGCAACAACGCGGGGAAUCUCGACCAUCUAUCCGUUGAUGGAGAGCCUCCGCCUCAUGCUCGCACGCAUCGAGUAGCGGGCGAACGUCGUGAUGCGACAACGAUUGGACCAGAAUUCGCCUCAAACGGAUUACUUGAGUGGUUGGAAACACAUCAUUUCUGCAGCUGCCUAAUGAUACAUCCUGCCCAACUUCGCCUGGUCGCCUUGCCAGCUGCCGUCCGCCUAAUCAGCCGUCCCUCAACAGCAAGAACAUCCGUCAACCGAGCUAUUCUCAUUGAUCCGGCAGAAGAGAUGUUUGUUGCUGCUGCUGCUGCUGCUGCUGCUGCUGCUGCUGCUGCUGCUGCUGCUGCUGCUGCUGCUGCUGACGCUAGGCGAUGGUCAAUAAGUAAUCUCCCGUUCGUUCAUGGCCGAGGGACAGAGACGCGUAUGCCUCUGAGAGACCAUGAGCAACUUCCGCACUUUCCCGGGCAAAAGUCAAGACAACAGCGUUUGCUAAUAAGUUUGGGAGAGAAUCCGUGCCUUGCUCCCAAAGCGCAGGACACAGACGUUCUCGCACGGAGGACGUCUGAUGUCUGCUGA